Molecule: messenger RNA, 315 nt
Organism: Cladocopium goreaui
Lineage: Eukaryota; Dinophyceae; Suessiales; Symbiodiniaceae
Source: the annotation of a GenBank genome assembly
AUGCAAAUUAACAUUUGCGGAGUGUAUCCCAUUUUCAGACACACCCAAAUAUCCAACACUUGUCUGUUUGAAGACAGGUGGGAGCUGUGUGUCUUGGCAAAGUUUCCAAGUGCAAAUGGAGAAAAUUGGAUUGUGAAAAAAGCGCGGCACCCAGUUUUCGAAGCUACAAACCUCCGCAGUAGGGGCAUCCGCACCAUCCAAAGCAAUGGCCCAGGUAACAGCAGAAAUUGUCUUCCUGGAAAGAUGGCUUGCGACAUAACGAAUCGUCAACUUCGUUCUGAAAAUCCACUGAAAUGCACUUCCAACAUCCAAUAA